UCUCCCGCAGAUUUCUUGCUCAACACCCCAAGCUCGCUCAGCUCUUCCUCCUUUUCUGCUCGUCUCCUCUGCUCUUCCCCACACAUCAAUCAAUCAUUAUAAUGUCGGCGAUGGUACUAGACCCGAAACCCGCCCCAGCCACCGAGCCAAGAUCCGACCUUGUUCUGGACCCGUCAACCAUACCCAUCGAAGACGACGAUCUUUACAGUCGCUUAAAGUCUCUCCAAAGGCAGCUCGAAUUCAUCGAAAUUCAAGAAGAGUAUGUGAAAGAUGAACAGAAGAAUUUAAAGCGAGAACUCCUCCGUGCGCAGGAAGAGGUGAAGCGGAUCCAGUCGGUGCCGCUUGUAAUCGGGCAGUUUAUGGAGAUGGUGGAUCAGAAUAAUGGGAUUGUUGGGUCUACUACGGGUUCGAAUUAUUAUGUCAGGAUUUUGAGUACGAUUAAUAGAGAGUUGUUGAAGCCGUCGGCUUCUGUGGCGUUGCAUCGUCACUCUAAUGCUCUCGUUGAUGUUCUGCCGCCGGAGGCUGAUUCUAGUAUUUCUCUGCUUAGUCAGAGUGAGAAGCCUGAUGUUACUUAUAAUGACAUUGGAGGAUGUGACAUUCAAAAGCAGGAAAUUCGCGAGGCAGUUGAGUUGCCACUAACUCACCAUGAGCUGUACAAACAAAUUGGUAUCGACCCGCCUCGUGGUGUCUUGCUCUAUGGUCCUCCUGGAACUGGAAAAACUAUGCUUGCUAAGGCCGUAGCUAAUCAUACAACAGCAGCCUUUAUUAGAGUUGUUGGCUCUGAGUUUGUUCAGAAGUAUCUGGGCGAGGGUCCCCGCAUGGUUCGUGAUGUUUUUCGUCUUGCUAAAGAGAAUGCCCCGGCAAUUAUUUUUAUUGAUGAGGUAGAUGCUAUUGCUACUGCUAGGUUUGACGCUCAAACUGGAGCUGAUAGAGAAGUUCAGCGUAUUCUGAUGGAGCUCCUGAAUCAGAUGGAUGGGUUUGAUCAGACAGUAAAUGUCAAGGUCAUAAUGGCAACUAAUCGGGCUGACACUUUGGACCCUGCACUUCUGCGUCCUGGAAGACUUGACCGGAAAAUCGAAUUUCCUCUGCCUGAUAGACGGCAGAAGAGGCUUGUUUUCCAGGUUUGCACUGCAAAAAUGAAUUUAAGUGAUGAGGUGGACUUGGAGGAUUAUGUGUCUCGACCUGAUAAAAUUAGCGCUGCUGAGAUUCAAGCUAUUUGCCAAGAAGCAGGCAUGCAUGCAGUUCGCAAGAACAGGUAUGUCAUACUUCCUAAGGACUUUGAGAAAGGCUACCGAACCAAUGUGAAGAAGCCUGACACUGACUUUGAGUUCUACAAGUGAUAUCUGGAAGCACGCACAUCAUUUAUCAUACAACUCGUUGCUCGUGUUGGUGAAGUUAUGUAGGCAACAAACAAUCUGCUCACCUUUUGAUUUUGUUCUGUGAGAUAUUGAGAAGAAGAUUGCAUUAUGUAGUUUGGUUUUAUAUGCAUUUGGAAUCGUUUUCUCGUUUCAACUCGAUAUAUUUUCUGUUUUACAUUGUGUUUAGAUGAUUUAUGAAGCUGGACAUUAUCACU
Messenger RNA from Populus euphratica (Euphrates poplar), 1573 nucleotides. RefSeq names its product 26S protease regulatory subunit 6B homolog. Bases 102 to 1340 code for a protein of 412 amino acids. The transcript is spliced from 6 exons. The record is from RefSeq and is a predicted model, not a curated record. Lineage: Eukaryota; Viridiplantae; Streptophyta; Magnoliopsida; Malpighiales; Salicaceae. Gene Ontology annotation, molecular function: ATP binding; ATP hydrolysis activity.